Molecule: messenger RNA, 4999 nt
Organism: Helicoverpa armigera (cotton bollworm)
Lineage: Eukaryota; Metazoa; Arthropoda; Insecta; Lepidoptera; Noctuidae
Product: proton-coupled zinc antiporter SLC30A2
Exons: 10
Coding region: 253-1539 (428 amino acids)
Biological process (GO): zinc ion transmembrane transport; response to zinc ion
Cellular component (GO): plasma membrane
Molecular function (GO): zinc ion transmembrane transporter activity
Source: RefSeq, a predicted model, not a curated record
CUAGUUUCAGAACACAAGUUCCGUCGGCAGUGGAAAUACGCGAGCGAUCAAGUACACUGAGCGAGAUAAUUAUCGCUGUAUUAUCUCGUACGCUAAUAAAACACAGUAAAUCUAUGAUAAUAUAUUUUAAAGUUAUUACGGACAUUGAUAUGCUGUAACGUGUGGAUAAGUUUUGUGUGUAAUUAUAGGAUAAAAAUGUGUUCAGUUGAGUGAAAGAUUUUGCUUGUUUUUUUUUCGUUUGUCGGCGCCAGUAUGUCUGAUGAGCUUGAAGCUCGGAUGUGGGACGAUGGGGGCUCCCGAUACGACUCUAGGGAUCGUGUGCCGUACUUCGAGCCGGCCUUCGCCUCCUCUGAGCAUCUGGAUAGAGCCCCUUUGUUGUCUGAGGAAACAUACACAGACGUGCCAGUGACGCCAACCACAGAUGACCACUGCCACUGGAAGCCGCAAUCAGAGCCCCCGAGUGCCAUACCUCAGUUGUUCACAGCGCUGGUGCUAUGUGGGAUUUUUAUGAUAUGCGAGCUGGUGGGAGGGUACCUCGCGGGCAGCCUGUCCGUCAUGAGCGACGCGGCGCACAUGCUGAGCGACUGCGGGGGCUUCGCCCUCGCGCUGCUCGCCUUCCACUGCGCCAAGCGACCCCCUGACGUGUCCAUGUCGUAUGGGUAUAAGCGAGCUGAGGUGCUAGGCGCGAUGCUAUCAGUGCUUCUCAUCUGGAUCCUGACUGGCAUCUUCGUAUACGUGGCGAUCCUGCGGCUGCACUCCGGCGAGUACAACAUAGAACCGGACAUGAUGAUGAUCGUGUCCGGCUGUGGGGUCGGGUUUAACGUCAUAUUGGCACUCGUCUUGCAUGGCUGUGCUUCUGAUAUUGCUCACCACCACUCGCACGGCGGUGCCGCGUGCUCGCACUCGCACUCACACGCGAGUACCUCUCGCGGCUGGCGGCUGUUUCGUCGCGCGAGGGAUCAGAAACCCACUAACGGAGCUCUCGUUAACGGAGACUAUACUAUGAAGGAUUUAGCCAGCGUUGAAGCCAGUGUUGUUGGUUCAGAACCCAGGAAUAUAAACCUGCGGGCUGCUCUCAUCCAUGUGAUCGGGGAUCUCAUACAAAGCUGUGGUGUUUUACUCGCCUCUAUACUCAUCAAAUUCUAUCCUGAAGCGAAGGUUGUGGACCCGAUCUGCACGUUCGUGUUCAGCUUCCUCGUGCUGCUCACGUCGGCACGCGUCGUGCGCGACGCGCUCAACAUGCUCAUGCAAGCUGUGCCGCCGAACUUCAGGUACCGCGAGCUAGUAUCGUCUCUCUCGGGUCUACCCGGGGUGCGGCACGUGCACUCGCUGCACGCGUGGGCGCUGUCGACGCAUCACGUGGUGGUGUCGGCGCACGUGGCGGUGGACGCGGGCGCCGAGCGCGACGCGCUGCUGCGCGACUGUCAGCGCCUCGCGCGCACGCACGGCGCCGCUAAUGCCACCUUCCAGCUUGAAACAUACACGUCACGCAUGCGCAGUUGCACUGUGUGUCGGCUGCAGCCCGCUCACACACCCUGACAUCUCUCCACGCUCGCCUAGGCGGACACAGGUAUUGAGACCACAACGAAAGAUGCUUCCGGAAACCGAUUGGAUUGACGACAUACAGCCUGCCAAUUCAGUGAGUGAUUGAACGAUUGAUAGAUUGAUACAUAAACGAUUGAUAAAUUGAUAAUGACAUUCCAAGUGUACUUUUGUCAAUCAUUGAUGGAAAAAAGUUGGACUAAAAAAGGACCAAGUGAUAAGUGCAAUCAUCAAUUCGAUUGAUAGAUUGAAAGAUUGAUAAGUUUAAUUGUUGAUCUAUUGUUUGUAAUGGUUAGAAGAACUUUUGAAAUUAAUAGUGUUAACUGUUGAUGAUCUCAGGAAAUUAACUUUGAACUUACGAUUCUUUAUUAACGGUGGAUUUCUUUAACCUAUCUAUCUAUAAUUGGAGAUUGAAUUUUACCUUUAGCUUCGUGUAAAUGAUGUCAAAUUUCAAUCUUAAACAAUGGAUAGAUAAGUAACAGAAAUCCCUAGUAAGGUUUGCCGACACCAAUACUUGGUAAAUAUAAUAUUUUCACCUUAAGAUAAGCGUGAAACUUUUAAUUUUAUUGUAAUACGAAAAUUACUUUGAAAUUACAAACAAAAGCAAAUAAGUAAUUAUAGAGAACUGAGAAUUUAAAGGCUUACAUAAUAAACGUUUAUGUUAUGGUGAAAAUACUAUUUUUAUUUUUACCGCAAAAUACUUUUAAAUCAUCAUUCUAUCUUUGUUUAUUUUAAAGGGAUGACAGAGACGAUAAAUUUUCUUUUUUUUAAAUAUUUUGCGGUAAUUGAGUAAGCCGACAAAAACGAAGAAAAAAAUUUCUGAAAAUAUUUUCUUGCAUCGUAAAGGUACUUACGCACUGUUACAGUAUUUCAAUUGAUACCAUUUUCAUUCCAAGCCAAUGAGUGUGUUCUCGGCAUUAUAUAAAAAAGUGGUUAAAAAAUAAUUUUAUAAAUAAAAUAAAAAAGUGACUUGUAGAAAAGCAUGAUAUAAGUAUUGUAUUUUUGAAAUGAAUUGUGCUGCAAAAAUAAAAACAAAAAGUAUUAAAAUUCGUGCCAAUUUAAAAUAUUUAAACAAAAAAUGCAUUCCAAAAGGUUGACCCUAUGUAUUAAAAAAAAAAGAUAUUAUAUUGUAUUAAUUUAUUAUAUAAAAAUGUAUGUUUUAGAUGUUAAGCGAAUUAAAAAUCAAUUAUUAUUUAGUAUUAAUGUGUAUAAAAUUGAUAUUAUUGAAGUUUUUCUAAGGAAUUUAGUGUUAAUUGUUCAAAACGUUUCGAAGUUAGGAUUUCAGGGAGUUGAGUAACAAUGCAUUUAAAGUUCUGUGCAGUUCUCGUCAAAUAUCUUUGCCAGUCCGAAGUUGGCUGCUAGUGACUUCACAAUAGUCUAAAUAUAUCAACAAAACAACUUUAACUCUAAAUGACUAUGCCGGUCUGAAGUCAGUCGCGCAUGCUCAAAAGUGUUGUUCAUACAUUUUGACAGCUGCGCAGUUAUUAGCAACCAACUUCACGGCGGUUUGAUGGUAGCUGUACCCAAUUUAUAUCGAACUCUAUUUGAGCUUACACUUUUUCCGUCUAUCGCGAAAAAAAUCUCUCGGUAGAGGCUGUCCAAAGCAAAAUAGCAAAAAAACAGAUUUAAAAAUAAUUUCUUAGAAGAAAACAAAAAUCGCACAAUUAGACAAUUUAAUUAGGCAUUUCUAUAAAGACUAGGACAACAUGUACUUAAUUUUACUUUAUUAGCAAAUUAACAAAAACAAAAAAUAAUUUUCUUUACUAUAAAAAAAUAUGGGAUUUUGUUAUCGAAAUUAGGACAAGCUUUGUUAUUUUUAUUCCAUUAAAAACUCGCAUAAUUUGUUUAACAUUUCCGCAUUCCGCCUACAGUACUUAACAGUGUAACGUUGAAAGCGCAAAACCUCAGACCAAACCUAUUUUAUUAAAUUAAUAAAAAAAAAAUAUGAGACAUUUUUUUUAAUAUUGUAAAGGUAAUGUAUGAAAAGACAGACUUUUGAGACUAAAAUACAAACAAUCGACAGGACAAAAUUUAUUAAAACAUUUUUGAAAAAUGUAACCUUUAUUAGAAAGUGGUUAAAAUGAUUCUGCUAAAAAAAACAGUUUUUGCGCAUUUAACGUUACACACGAUAUUAUGCAGUCCUAAAAUAAGUUUUUUUUUUUAAUUUAUGUUUGAAUUUGUCGUGCUCAAAUAGUGAACCAUUGUGAUAGUACACUUUUUUCAAUGCAUUCCCUCGUUGUAAAUAUUUUUAGUUUAUAUUGUACUGUAUAGAUGAACAGGGUACGUGGUUUGGUAACAAACUGGAUUCGGAGAUUUUUUGUUAUUGUUACGUCUUAUUAAUAUUGUUUAUGUUAGAACCCUGGUUUUGUUUGAAUCUUUCUCCAAAUGAUUAAAGUGGACUUGCUCUUUAUUCAUUCAUUUCUUCAUAUCGUUUACUGACUUAAAUUAAGUCGCGAAACAUUUUUUUAAAAUACCAUUACAUAAAAUAUGGAAAUCAAAAUUGAAAUUAACUUUUUAAGGUACUUCAUAUAUUCAUUAUAUACUUUAUUUUAAGCCUUAAUAAAAUAAAUAAAUCAUUUAUGUGUACUUACAAAUGCAGAGUAGUACCUAAAGAUCAUUUUAUAGCAAUCAGUGUUACCUUCUAUUUACCAACAUAGCAAAUUUUAUUCUACAUUAUUCUAGAAAAGCUCUUAAUAUUAAAAUAAGUGUAUCUAGUCGCCUUGUUUUAUAAUUUCGUUAAUAAUAAAGUCAAGUUUGUUACCAAAAUGCGCCUAAAGUAUUUAGCUAUACGGAAACCGAUUAGUUGUAAGCAAAUAGUCGAUUAGUAAGUUUUAAUAUGUUAACCAAAUGUAAAGGGAACUUGUAACUGUUGUAAUUAAUAUAUUCCUUUAUUUAUUUCGCUCUAUUUUAAAUGUAAUUAUACUUAGAUUUUUUGAUCAUCAGUUAACUUCUAUCUGAGAAAUAAAUAUGGCGGUUUGACAUAUUUUCUAUAUAAAGGCUGUCAAAACGUCAAACAUUUUUUUGAGAUAAAAGUUAUUUGGUGAUUGAAAAAUCUUUCUUAUAUGAAUAAAAAGUUGAAUUGAUAAGUAAUUGAAAAUAAUGUAAUUGAUAUUUUGUCUGUUUCUGUUGAAAAUGUGUUUUAUUUAUAACAGACAUCUUGAAAGUAGAUUUUAAUAAUUUGUAAGUCAAAAAAUUCUACCAUUUUUUUUUAAAUCUAUGCCUUUGAGUUUUUUGUCCAAAAGUUUAAUAAAAUCUUGUUCGUUAUAAAUUAAACAAACAUCCAUUUUCAACAGACAUAGACAAAUGUAAUAAUUGGCGCCAAAAUGUAGUAACCAAAAAGACGGUAUUUUUGUAACUGACUCGCGUAUAUAUAAGUAUUCAUUUGUUUGUUUGUUUAUUAGCAUUUUUUCCGUCCUGUUCUGUUGUACUCGUACUGAAAUAAAGUCAUUAUUGAAAA